AUGCUAAGCCCAUUCCAUGUCCGCUCACCGCUCUUGCUGCAUCCAUGCCCCUCCCCUCCGCCGCCGGCACAACCGCAGCUCCACCUGUGGACGGGAGCAGCAGCAGCCAGGAUGAGCUCCCCGCCGGCGACGACCAUGGAGGAGGCUGAGGCGGAGGCCGCAGCAGCAGGAGCCGCGCCUCUCAUCCGCGGCCUCCCAGACGAGGUCGUCAUCUGGGAGAUCCUCGUCCGCCUCGACCCCAAAUCCCUCCUCCGCUGCCGCGCCGUCCGCCGGGCCUGGCGCCGCGCCACCUCCACCCGCGACCUCCUCCUCGCCCACCACGCCCGCCAGCCCUCCCUCCCCGUCCUCUACGGUUACAGCUGCGUCGGGAACGACGUCUUGUCCAUAUCCAUCACCCCCUUCGACCACCGCUCAGACCUCGCCGCCGGCGGCCAGCUCCAGUCCGUCGCGCGCCUUGGCCCCUCCCUCGUCCGUCCGGAGGCCUCCUGCGACGGCCUCCUCGUCCUCUCCAUCGUCAGCACCUACUUCGCCAUCUGCAACCCCGCAACUCGUCAGUACGCUCCCCUCCGUAUGAUUUCUGGCUUCAGGAUCUUGGGAAUGUACCCUCACCCGCCUACCGGCGAGUACAGACUGCUCCUGCACUCUUUGGAAUCCACGAAAUCCACGGAGCAGGUCCAUGUGCUUUCGCGUACCCGCGCCAGGCAGGCACCUCGGAAUCAAGUUGGCUGCUACGUCCUAUCACUGGGCUCUGGCCAGCCGCCGAGGUACAUUGAGUGUGCAGACUCCAAGGAACUGAAAUUGAGCAACAAUCAUGUGCUAUUUCGUGGUUGCUUGCAUUGCUACCCAGUGCGACAUGGAAGCGGUAGCAUCAUGAUAGUGGUGUUCGACACCACAGCCGAGUCGUUCCGGCUGAUGCGCGCUCCGGUUUUUCCUGGCGGCUGCGGUGACCUGUUUCAGAUGGAUGGCAUGCUCGGCAUGUCCAGCUCUAAUUUUGCAAAGACAAUCAUGGGCAUCUGGGUGCUGCGGGACUAUGAGAGCGAGGACUGGAUCUUAAAGUGCAAGAUUGAAUUGCCGGUUAUGGAGAUCAGGGUGUUGUCGGAUAAUCAUGACCAUGACAAUUUUUGGGAUGUGGUGGUCGUGCCUGGUGAUGGUGAGUUUCUUGUGCUGGUCAAAUUUGCGGGGCUGCUACUUCAGGUUGACAUGGAUGGCAAGCUGGUCACCACUUUCCAUCGCAAAGGCAUCCAUCCUGCUCAAUUACAGCUCAAACAAAGUCUUGUUCCACAUGCCUUCUUUUCAUCACUAGAGGGUUAUGUUGUGAACGAUUGGCCUUUCAUCUGAAGGCUGUUCAGUGA
Hordeum vulgare subsp. vulgare (domesticated barley) is the source of this 1352-nucleotide messenger RNA. RefSeq lists its product as uncharacterized. The record is from RefSeq and is a predicted model, not a curated record. Gene Ontology annotation, molecular function: protein binding. The coding region runs from base 1 to 1338 and encodes 445 amino acids. The transcript has a single exon. NCBI's taxonomy places the organism in Eukaryota, Viridiplantae, Streptophyta, Magnoliopsida, Poales, Poaceae.